CGUCUCAAUUUAUCAUUAAAAAUUUCCUUCCAAACGGCACGAGACAAUCGAUUCUAAAUGUAAAAUUAUCUGUUUUAAUUUUAAAACGAUGAAUUUCUCAAUUCCACUCGUUUUAGCUGUAUUAUCAUAUUUCGAGCCUCAGACUUCUACUACCCACAGAUUUAAACGUGAUGUUGUUCAACCCCUCGAAUUUACACAGUUAAUUGAAGCUCUUUCCUACGGAGAUAAUUGUUCCUACGUUGUGGAAGAAAUGAGAGAAAAGUUUGCAAAAUCCAUUCUAGCCGAAAAAUUGGAUGAGUCGGCAGUAAUUCUAAAAUUCAACAAAUUCCAAUCCGACAUUACCAAACGAGGACUUCCGCUAUGUUCUACAGAUAAAUUCGUUAUUUGCGAUAAAAUCAGCGCAAAAUGUGUGUGUGGUGAUCUUGGACGAAGUUCAUUCUUAGGUGAAAACCAUCCUUCCGGCCAUGCUUCUAAAUUUGUCCCGAAUUUGAAAACUGGUUCUUGUCGCUGGGGGGAAGGUACUGCCUGCGUUCCGAAGGAGGAUGACCCCACCAGAACAGACUUCUGUACUUUACGCACCCACUGCGCCAACACAAAGACCGGGAAUCCUUGCCAACCAAGUGACCAUAUUAACGAGUAUAUUUCACGUGGAACAAAUAAUGGAAUCAAGGCUACUUUCUCCGGGGAGAUUUGUUCUUGCCAAAGGGAUGAUAAGCCCAAAGCACCUUACGAACAAGGAAGCGAUAGUAAACAUAAAAGCGAUAAUAAGCUCGGAAAAUCUCAAGCUGUUUGUACCAAUCGUGACUGCGGUAGGGUACUCGUCACAAUUUUUGCAACGCUUGCAAUUUUGAGUUUAAUGUUAGAUAUAUAGAUAUUAAAUUAGUUGUGAGGCUAAGGUUAUAGUUUAGCAUUAACUAAUUUAGGUUAUCGUAAGUAAUUAAAAAAUAUUGAGGAAUCGGUAUGGUAAUGCUCUUCUCUCAAUUGCAUGAGGCCCUAGGGGAUCCUUGCCGUUUUAAUAAGCAAAAAAUUAGCAAUGUAUAACAAAAUGAAUUAAAUCCAUUAUAUUGUAGCUUCAAUAUUGGAGCUUUGAAGUGAAUAAAAUCUGAAAUUUCA
This is a messenger RNA of Folsomia candida, 1113 nucleotides long. RefSeq lists its product as uncharacterized. Bases 89 to 871 code for a protein of 260 amino acids. NCBI's taxonomy places the organism in Eukaryota, Metazoa, Arthropoda, Collembola, Entomobryomorpha, Isotomidae. The transcript is spliced from 2 exons. The record is from RefSeq and is a predicted model, not a curated record.